UUUGCCUGGUGGAAAGUCGGCGCGGCCCAGGAUGGGGGUCGGCGGGGGCUUGGUCCUGCCCUGGAGGUGCCUGGUGGUCCUGGGUCUCAGGCUGCUCUUCCUUGUGCCCGCAGGAGUGCCCGUCCGCAGCGGAGAUGCCACCUUCCCCAAGGCGAUGGAUAACGUGACCGUCAGGCAAGGGGAGAGCGCCAUCCUCAGGUGCCUUGUGGACAACCGGGUGACCCGCGUGGCCUGGCUCAAUCGCAGCAGCAUCCUUUUUGCGGGCAACGACAAGUGGUGCCUGGACCCCCGGGUGGAGCUGGUCACCAACACCCAGACCCAGUACGUCAUCCAGAUCAAGGACGUGGAUGUGUACGACGAGGGGCCCUACACUUGCUCUGUGCAAACAGACAAUCACCCCAAAACGUUGCGGGUCCACCUCAUCGUGCAAGUUCCUCCCAAAAUUGUCGAGAUCUCUUCAGACAUCUCCAUCAACGAAGGUGGCAACAUCAGCCUCACCUGCAUAGCUAGCGGCAGGCCGGACCCCAUGAUCACCUGGAGACACAUUUCGCCCAAAGCCAUGGGAUUCUUGAGCGAAGACGAAUACCUGGAGAUCACCGGCAUCACCCGGGAGCAGUCGGGAGCCUACGAGUGCAGCGCCUCCAACGAUGUGUCGCCUCCCGUUGUGCGAAGAGUCAAUGUCACUGUGAACUACGCACCAUACAUCUCAGGAGCCAAGAGCACCGGGGUUCCAGUGGGACAGAAGGGAAUCCUCCAAUGUGAUGCCUCUGCAGUUCCAUCAGCCCAGUUCCAGUGGUAUAAAGACGAUAAAAGGCUCAUUGAAGGGCAGAAAGGUUUGAAAGUGGAAAACAAAGCUUUCUUCUCUCGCCUGACUUUCUUCAAUGUUUCGGAACAAGACUAUGGGAAUUACACUUGCGUUGCCUACAACCAGUUAGGGAACACUAACGCCAGCAUCAUUCUGUACGAAAUAAGUGAGCCCACAAGCUCAACCUUGUUCCAAGAAGAAACAACCGCACUCCAGACAACUUUGCAAGGACCUGGAGCAGUGCAUGAUGGGAACAGUAGUGGAUCCAGAAGAGCUGGCUGCGUUUGGCUGCUUUCCGUCCUUCUGUUUCACCUGCUGCUCAAGUUUUGACCCUGUCAACCGUGGUGAAAGGAAGAAGAAAGAAAAAAAAGAAAGAAAGAAAAAGAAGAAUAUUAAAAUUUUAAAAAAAUAAUCAUAAUAGUAAAGAGAGUAUAUUAUGAGGAAAUCUGGGAGGGAAAGAAAGGGAGUUUGAAAACACAAGAAGAGUCUAAAUUGUCCUGCUGAUGUUUGAACACGACUGAGUGUUUUUAUUUUCUUUCCUUCU
Euleptes europaea (tarantolino) is the source of this 1349-nucleotide messenger RNA. RefSeq names its product neurotrimin-like. NCBI's taxonomy places the organism in Eukaryota, Metazoa, Chordata, Lepidosauria, Squamata, Sphaerodactylidae. The transcript has 9 exons. Gene Ontology annotation, cellular component: neuron projection. Bases 32 to 1135 code for a protein of 367 amino acids. The record is from RefSeq and is a predicted model, not a curated record.